GCUUUGAAGUAUACAAGCCGUGGCUAUGCAUCACAGCGCACUUUAAAUGAGGUGGUGAUAGCAAGUGCUGUAAGGACACCGAUUGGAUCUUUCCAAGGAUCUCUCUCAUCAUUGCCAGCCACUAAACUUGGUUCCAUUGCAAUUAAGGGAGCAAUUGACAGAGCAGGUAUCCCUGCAGAAGAAGUGAAAGAAGCGUAUAUGGGUAAUGUCUUGCAGGCUGGUCAAGGACAAGCUCCAGCAAGACAAGCGGUCCUGGGUGCAGGUCUACCAAUCCGCACUCCUACUACAACUGUCAAUAAAGUCUGUGCUUCAGGAAUGAAAUCGAUCAUGAUGGCAGCACAAAGCCUGAUGUGUGGGAGUCAGGAUGUAAUGGUUGCUG
Molecule: messenger RNA, 379 nt
Organism: Fulmarus glacialis (Northern fulmar)
Lineage: Eukaryota; Metazoa; Chordata; Aves; Procellariiformes; Procellariidae
Product: acetyl-CoA acetyltransferase, mitochondrial-like
Exons: 5
Biological process (GO): fatty acid beta-oxidation
Molecular function (GO): acetyl-CoA C-acetyltransferase activity
Source: RefSeq, a predicted model, not a curated record